AUGUCGAAAGAUCCUGGCGAGCUCUCACUGAGCAAGCUUCUCUCAACUCUCACCACAAACUUGCAACCAACCGUCUACGUCUUUGCCACUUUCACGGACCUUUCGACACUACCACCAUUGUCCGAGACUCAGAUGCUGUUCAAAGAAUCAGAGGGCGUGACAGCAAUUGUCAGCAAAGAAUAUGCAGAGUCUCACAACAUCGAGUAUUUCUUCCCUUGCAAGAUGAUCAGUCUCGACGUUACGUCAAGCUUGGAAGCUGUGGGUUUCAUGGCUGUCAUCGCCACCAAGCUGGCGGCGAAGGGGAUCGGGUGUAACCCUGUCAGCGGGUUCUAUCAUGAUCACAUAUUUGUUCCUCUUGGUCGUGAGGAUGAGUCUGUGGAAGUUCUUGCGCAAAUAGCGGCAGAGAACAAGGGAGAGACGGACAACGCAUAA
Molecule: messenger RNA, 432 nt
Organism: Fusarium graminearum PH-1
Lineage: Eukaryota; Fungi; Ascomycota; Sordariomycetes; Hypocreales; Nectriaceae
Exons: 1
Coding region: 1-432 (143 amino acids)
Source: RefSeq, a predicted model, not a curated record